AUGAGAAGUGUAUCAUCAAGAUGGCAUCAGUGGUUAUUCCUUGUGAUUUGUUCAUUGAUACAAGUAAAAGCUGAGGUUUUGCAACCAACAGUUGAGAAAACGCUUGUUAAAGACGCCGUCUCAAAAGGAGCUGACUUCUACAAUUGGCACAGAAUUAUGAUCAAAUAUUGCGAUGGAUCUUCAUUCACAGGAGACGUUCAAUCAGUCGAUAAAGCUACCAAUCAACAUUAUAGAGGUGCAAGGAUUUUUCAAACAAUUAUGGAGGAGCUACUAGCAAAAGGAAUGAAGAAUGCAAAAAAUGCUAUUCUUUCAGGCAAUUCAGCUGGUGGAUUGGCUGCUAUGAUUCAUUGUGAUCGUUUUCGAUCUCUGUUACCUAGCACGCCUAGAGUGAAAUGCCUCUCAGAUGGUGGCUAUUUUUUACUUGACAAUGAUGGCAAGAGAGGGAAAGUAUUGGAAUCAACCUUUGCUGCAGUGGUUAACUUGCAUGUACUCUUCCUCAAUCUUUCUCUUUAG
Molecule: messenger RNA, 513 nt
Organism: Lycium barbarum (goji berry)
Lineage: Eukaryota; Viridiplantae; Streptophyta; Magnoliopsida; Solanales; Solanaceae
Product: pectin acetylesterase 8-like
Exons: 6
Coding region: 1-513 (170 amino acids)
Biological process (GO): cell wall organization
Cellular component (GO): plant-type cell wall
Molecular function (GO): pectin acetylesterase activity
Source: RefSeq, a predicted model, not a curated record